Messenger RNA from Brassica napus (rape), 4670 nucleotides. Its product is annotated as protein LATERAL ORGAN BOUNDARIES-like. The transcript has 2 exons. The coding region runs from base 3923 to 4468 and encodes 181 amino acids. The record is from RefSeq and is a predicted model, not a curated record. NCBI's taxonomy places the organism in Eukaryota, Viridiplantae, Streptophyta, Magnoliopsida, Brassicales, Brassicaceae.
UCCAGCUUAUACAGAAUUUGAGCUAAUCGCCCUCAAUGACUGACAUUUGAUAGUCUCAUAAUCGGUUUAGGUUUUGAUGAAUUCCGCAAUGUCUUUCCUCUCCUGUUUUGGAUCAUUACCAUGCUAUGAACUUGUGGCUGAUACAAAUUGUUUGCUCAAUCAUUGCGUCUUUAUUGUUGAAUCUUACGGCUCUCUAAUAUUUUUCCAUAGCUUUAAUCUUAAGGACUACUAUUCACUACUGUUGUGUAUGAUCCAACUUAUUGGUUGUUUUCUUUACUGCUUUCACAGUUGAUACUCCAAAUAGAAGAUCUAUGUAGUCAUUCGGCUAUAAGCCACUGAAGCUUUAUCACAAGGCAAAAGCAUUAGAGUCGCAUUCUUUAUCAGCAUCAUAAUUUUGCUCUUUAUUGUUACUAGAAGUUAUUGAUAAUCAACAUGAAGAUAUCGAUUAGACUUAUAAAAAAGGAAGAUGAUAUAUAUAUAUAUAUAUAUAGACUACAGUCUACAGUCAGUCACUAGCUACAUCAUCACCAUGAACUAUUGCUAACAAAUUUUAUAAACCACAUUGAUCUAGCCAUAUUAAAUUAAACGCAUGCGUCUUGCUUACUGUAGGCUUUUGCCCCAUAGGAUACAAAUUCCAAUUAGUUAGAAAAGUAUAUAUACUUGGCGUUUAUAAACACCCUAGGUUUAUGUUUUCUAAUAAUCUUUUCACCAUAAAAAUGACACAGGAGUUAGAAUCUAUACCAAGUUUUUUUUUUUUUUGGCUAAAAUAUUAAUCUAUACCAAGUUAUGGAAUAUAAUAUCAUAUCUCUACAUUCCCAAGCCCAUUUUGAUAUAUAACUCUUAUAAUACCUGGCCAGCCCUUAGCUUUUUAAUUCGUAAAUGCAUAUCAAGUUAUGCAUAAUUAACUUAAAUAUGUACAUACACAACCAUAGGAAAACAUCAGAUUUUCAUGAUCGCUGCAAAGGAAAAGUUGGAUAGGCCAUGCACAGUAUAGCAUAACAUUUUCACGAUCAUAUAAAAGAUUUUUUUUUGGGUAAAAUAUUUAGGAAGAAUUGAUAAUUACUGAAAGGCAGGUUGACAAUUUUUGAAACACAUGUGUUAUUGCAGGUAUAUAAGCAAUCCCGAGGGAGAAUAAAAUUUCUUCUACACUGUCGUCAGUUUGUACAAAACAUAAAUUUGCCACAUUAGAGAAAAAUUAGGUUGUAAUUCUAAUACCUGGAUUUUUUUUUAAAUAAAAGAAUUUUACUUUUUAAUGGGUUAAUUAAAUUAGUAUUUCUAGUAUACUACUAGUUUGCAUUAAACUUUUUUUUCUAAAGUUAUAUGUUGCGUAUUCAUGACCGCAAGCUAGUUUUUAUUAUAUUCUGCACAUAUAAAAACAAACAAAAUGACAUAUUCACAAAACUAUUCACCAAGUUGCAUCAUUGACCUCUCAUACCUCCAACUUUACCUUCCAUAUAUAAUCAGCACAUGAAGAUACAUUAAUAUCUUAUAUAUGUGUGUGUUGUUUCAAAUGAGACCAUGUAUAUAAUGUGGUUUCUAGAGAUUCAGAGUCGCAACUCAAAAGGAUUUAAUUAAAUUACACGAAAAAUAAUGCGAGGGACAAAGUAGUACUAGUCUAGUUUUAGUAGAUCAUAUGUGUGAGGAGGACCCAUAUAUAUUCACUCUCACUUCUCUCUCUUUUAUAACACCACCUUUCUUAUUUUAUACUCCGAGAUGUAACCUCUACGUUGGCGGAUAUAUAUAUACAUCAACACCCAUUCUAAUUAGUUACUUUAAUCUUUUGAUGGUUAAGAAUUGUCAAGCUUUCUUUUCAUAAGAUGUUGAUACUACAUCGAAAGUAAGAGAUGACCUCAAUUGAUAUAUAAACAAUAUGAAUGGUCAGUUAUAUUUAAUGUCAUUUUACUUUAAAAGAAAGUCGAUGAAUUAAUGAAAUAAGAAAACUUGACAACGUAUUCCAAGAUUCAUUGGUGAAUUAAUAAACAAAUCAUCAUAGUUUUCGAGAAUUUUGAUACUUAUUUUUUUUAUCGAUGAAUCCUCUAUUUUCGAACCCUAAUUCAUUCUAUUAGUCACAAUAAUUAGAAUUUUAAAAGUGAAGAAAUUAGCUUGGUGAUAAAGCCUAGAUGCUUCACUUUAGUAAAUUACUAAAUCCCACCACUAACCCUCAUCAUAACUUGGCACAAAAUAAUAAUCUUAGGGAUCUUAAAAGCAUUCGGUUAAAGUUUCUUUAAGGUGAAUUUUGCUGUCUAACUUAUCUUCAAAAAUCAACAGCGUUCUGAGAGCCUGAGAGCUUCAGCUCAAACUACUAGCCUGAUAAAUACAGUAAUUCUUAUCAAAGAUUUUUUGAUAAUUAAUUCGAUUUUAGACUAAAACUAUUUGGUGAUAAAAAUGGUGCGAGAACUAAAUAAGACGAAGGGACUGUUACAAAUGUCACAAUCGGUUGUCACUUCCAAUAAUAUAUAUACACACAAGUAACUGUUGGUAUGAUACUAACCCUAGCUAUAGCUUCAAAACUCUUUGGACCCCCUCAUCGUUUUCUUGCCAUUACCAAAGCUUUGAUUUUAUUUAUAAAAUCUAUUAAAACUUGACUUGAGUUCACAUGAUAUCUCUUGACUCUUACCGAUUUCCUGUCUCUACCUAGCUACUUUGAGGUCUCAAGAGUUUACUCUUGUUCACAUAUAUAUUAUUUUGAUGGGUUUAUUUGCCAAAUAACCAAAAGAAUUAGAAAAUUAGAUUUUGGGAAAGAGAGUAGAAAGAGAUAGGAAUAGAAAAUAAGAAAGAGGGUGAGAUUUUGGUUAUUUAGUGAAUUAUAGUUUUUUUAGUAUUUUGGAGCCUAAUUUUCCUAUUUUGAUUAAUUCAACUGAAGGCUAUUUUGUUAUUACAAAGAAAUGAAUAUUUAAAUCAACUAUUAAUUUUACGAUGUAAAAAUCUUACUAGAAGAAUACAAUAUUGACCAUACGAAUUCGAAUGGCUUAAGACUGAUCGUUUAUUCUACCGGAACGUUCAUAUUCUAAUGAACAUGUUUGCUGAUCCCUAGCAGCGAGAUAUCAAACAAAAUUUUACAUUGUAAGUUUAGACAAAAAAUGUUUAAUAUAUAAAAUAUGUGUAAUUUUAAUUAGUACAAAAGUUUUUGUAAAUGAGUUCAAAAGUAAAUCUAUGCAGAUUUAUUUUUUAAGUCCAAAAUGGACAAUAUCGUACUGAUAAUAGAAAAUUAGACUUAGGUUAAAGAAAACCCAACAACAAAUCAAGAAUUGGUGUGAUCAUAUUCUACAGUGGAGGUUUAAUGGAGAUGUUUAGGGUUUCUUAAGGUUCCGAAUCAUAUUUUGGUCAUCACUGAUGACUCUUCAGCGUAACAGGUAUAUAUAUACACAAAGAUUAUUGAUUAGUUAGCUUAGGGUUGAUCUUCUGACUGUUAGGGAAUAUUGUUAUCAUUAAAUGCAUGAAGAAAAUAUACAAAAGCUAAAGUUAAACAAAUUAAUUUAUUGGGAGACAAAAGUGAGCACCGUGAAUGACAUUACUAUUAUUCUUCAGAUGAAAUGUCACAGUCAUUCUUUGAGGGACAUACUCCUCAUCUCUUCUUGUUUAUUAAUUGUUCAUUUGUUAUUAUUAUACUUUGUCUUUUGCUCUUUCUCCUCCACUCAAAUUUGCUCUUUCAUUUCCCAUUUUUAUUUGUUUGUUUGGUUUAUUUAAAUUCUCAGCUUCUAUACAAAUCUUUCUCAGUUCUUCUUGAAAUUAGGGUUCCUCUUUCUUUAAGAGGCCUAAAACCCUAAUAUAUCCUUCUCAUUGACUAAAGAGUUAAGCCUACUCUAUCUACUUUGGAAGCAAAUUUCAAAGGUAAGAAAAAACCCUUGAAAGAGGAAGAAAGAUACACUUAAUCGUCAAAGAGCUUAAAGGUUUAAAGGCAGGUAUAAAAAUUCAAAAAGAAAUGGCUUCCUCAUCAUCAAAUACGUACAACUCACCAUGCGCGGCGUGCAAGUUUCUUCGCCGUAAAUGCAUGCCGGGAUGCAUAUUCGCGCCAUAUUUCCCACCGGAGGAGCCACACAAAUUCGCCAACGUCCACAAAAUCUUCGGAGCAAGCAAUGUCACUAAGCUCCUCAACGAGCUACUCCCUCACCAGCGUGAAGACGCAGUCAACUCCUUAGCCUACGAGGCCGAGGCACGAGUCCGUGAUCCUGUCUAUGGCUGUGUCGAAGCCAUCUCUUAUCUCCAGAGACAAGUUCACAGGCUUCAGAAGGAGCUUGACGCGGCUAAUGCUGACUUGGUUCAAUACGGUCUGUCCACGUCAACACCUGGUAACGUCGUCGACUUGGUGUUUCAGCCUCAGCCAUUUCCGCCGCAGCCGUUGAAUCCGGUUUAUAGGCUUUCCGGGGCGAGCCCGGUGAUGACUCAGCAGCCACGUGGUACCGGAGGGUCGUAUGGGACUUUCCUUCCUUGGAACAAUGGUCAUGAUCAGCAAGGAGGUAAUAUGUGAGAGUAUAUAAAUUAUGUGUGUGUUCCAUCUAUUCAUCUCUCUCUUUAUAUUAUGUGUGUGUGUGUGGUAAGACUACAAUAUAAUAAGCUGGAAUUUUUUUUGGGAUAUCUAAGAGCUAAUUCUAGACUAUCUUUUCUCUUAAAAAAACGGGUAAUAAGAAACUAGCCAAUUAAUUUAUAAAUGCAUGGACAAUUCUUAUUUA